Messenger RNA from Camellia sinensis, 1954 nucleotides. Its product is annotated as NADPH-dependent thioredoxin reductase 3. Gene Ontology annotation, cellular component: cytoplasm. The record is from RefSeq and is a predicted model, not a curated record. NCBI's taxonomy places the organism in Eukaryota, Viridiplantae, Streptophyta, Magnoliopsida, Ericales, Theaceae. Gene Ontology annotation, biological process: removal of superoxide radicals. Gene Ontology annotation, molecular function: thioredoxin-disulfide reductase (NADPH) activity.
UAAAAACAAAGAAAAACAGGGUGGUGAGGUGAGUUUGUUGGUUGAGUGUUGUAUUGUAUGGUCCGAAACAACUGAGAACUGGCUACGAAGAUAGCAAACGGAGUCGGAGUAGGACUCGGAAUCUGAGCAGCAGCGAAUGAAGAUGACCACCGCUCCUUCCACUCUCUCCAACGCUCUCCCUCUUCCCACUCCAAACAGUGCCAUCUUACUCCGAUCCGCCAGGCCGACUCUCCGACGCUCCCCCUCCAUUCGCGUCGCUCGAACUCACCACGCCUUCACUCGCUCUUCUCCUUCCGCAAUUCGACUCAGAGCCUCCUCCUCCUCCCCUUCCUCUUCCUCAGAUGAUCUCCCUAGCUCCUCAGAUCAAGGUGUUGAGAAUGUGGUCAUUAUAGGUUCAGGUCCUGCUGGAUACACAGCAGCAAUUUAUGCAGCUCGUGCCAACUUGAAGCCUGUUGUGUUCGAGGGGUAUCAAGUGGGUGGUGUUCCUGGUGGACAAUUAAUGACCACCACUGAAGUGGAAAACUUCCCAGGGUUUCCAGAUGGAAUAACUGGUCCUGAUUUGAUGGACCGGAUGCGACGGCAAGCUGAACGCUGGGGAGCAGAAUUAUUCCAAGAAGAUGUAGAAUUUGUUGAUGUGAAGAACAGUCCUUUUACUGUCCAAAGUAGUGAACGUAAGGUGAAUUGCCAUAGUGUUAUUGUGGCCACAGGAGCUACUGCAAGAAGGCUCAGUUUACCUCGUGAAGAUGAAUUUUGGAGUAGAGGAAUUAGCGCUUGUGCAAUUUGUGAUGGAGCAUCUCCACUAUUUAAGGGUCAAGUUCUUGCUGUGGUUGGAGGAGGUGAUACAGCUACAGAGGAAGCAUUAUACUUGACUAAAUAUGGCCGUCAUGUUCAUUUACUUGUACGCCGGGACCAACUAAGGGCAUCCAAAGCAAUGCAAGAUAGAGUUUACAACAAUCCAAAUAUCACCGUGCACUUCAAUACAGAGACUCUGGAUAUUGUUAGCAAUACGAAAGGGCAAAUGUCUGGCAUUUUGGUUAGAAAAGUUGACACUGGGGAGGAGUCUGUGCUUGAGGCAAAAGGCUUAUUCUACGGGAUAGGUCAUUCACCAAAUAGCCAAUUUUUGGAAGGCCAAAUUGAACUUGACAGCUCAGGUUAUGUGUUGGUGGAGGAGGGUACUGCAAAAACUUCCGUUGAAGGUGUAUUUGCUGCUGGAGAUGUACAGGAUCAUGAAUGGAGACAAGCCAUAACUGCGGCUGGUUCAGGAUGCAUUGCUGCUUUAUCAGUUGAGAGAUAUCUUACGAGCAAUAAUCUCCUUGUUGAAUUUCACCAGCCCAAGACUGAAGAGGUUAAGAAGGAUCUCACAGAUAGAGAUGUACAUGAGGGUUUUGACAUCACACUUACAAAGCACAAGGGCCAGUAUGCUCUACGAAAAUUGUACCAUGAAAGUCCAAGGCUUAUAUGUGUAUUAUACACAGCACCAACAUGUGGUCCAUGUAGGACACUGAAGCCAAUUCUUAGCAAGGUGAUAGAUGAAUAUGAUCAAAAUGUACAUUUCGUUGAAAUUGAUAUUGAGGAAGAUCCUGAGAUCGCGGAGGCAGCUGGAAUUAUGGGCACACCAUGUGUGCAAUUUUUCAAGAAUAAGGAAAUGCUCAGGACAGUGUCCGGGGUCAAAAUGAAGAAAGAGUACAAAGAAUUCAUUGAAGCAAAUAAGUAAAGUUUUUUUUUUUUUUUUUUUUUUUUUUUUUUUUUUUUUUUUUUUUUACCCUUUCACCCAAAAAAUGCUUGUUUGGGCUGGUGCCACCACUUGUUGAUUCAGUUUUGUUUGUUCCCAAAGUGGCUUAGUUGAAUAAAUAGUACCUGUAAUUAUACACUGACUGAUCCCUUGUAUUGAUUAACUGCUCCAUAAACUACAUCUCGAGUUCUUAAUGGAUCAUUGCAAUUUUUGAGGCCCCAA